CCACACCGCCUGCGACCCGCUUGCUGCUGUCGGUCCACACCGUCCGCGUCCCCCGGCUCCCAGUGCCAGCCUCCCGGCUCUCCGUCGGCCCCCACUCCGAGCCGCCCGCGCCGGCACCUCUCCCCCGCGGACUACAACUCCCACAAUGCCCCGCCGCCGCCCCCCGGCUUCCGGUGCUGCGCAGUUUCCGGAGCGGAUCGCAACCCGGAGUCCGGAUCCGAGCCCGCUCUGCACAUUCCACAGGCAGGUGUCAGAGAUGGCUGAAGACGGGAGCGAGGAGAUCAUGUUCAUUUGGUGUGAGGACUGCAGCCAGUACCACGACUCCGAAUGUCCUGAGCUGGGCCCCGUGGUCAUGGUCAAAGACUCCUUUGUGUUAAGCAGGGCACGAUCAUCCCUCCCUUCCAACCUGGAGAUCAGGAGACUGGAAGACGGGGCCGAAGGAGUGUUUGCUGUGACCCAGCUCGUCAAGAGAACACAGUUUGGUCCGUUCGAGUCGAGGAGAGUGGCCAAAUGGGAGAAGGAAUCCGCGUUUCCGCUGAAGGUGUUCCAGAAGGAUGGACACCCCGUGUGCUUUGACACCUCCAACGAGGAUGACUGCAACUGGAUGAUGCUGGUGCGGCCGGCGGUGGGGCCCGAGCACCAGAACCUGACAGCCUACCAGCACGGCAACGACGUGUAUUUCACCACCUCGAGGGACAUCCCCCCGGGCGCUGAGCUGCGCGUGUGGUACGCCGCCUUCUAUGCCAAGAAGAUGGACAAGCCCAUGCUGAAGCAGGCCUGCUCUGGAGCCCACACUGCAGGCACCCCAGAAAGCAGCGCCGCCGUGGAGUCCGAGCCCAGCCAGUGGGUGUGUAAAGUGUGUUCCGCCAGCUUCCUGGAGCUGCAGCUCUUGAACGAGCACCUCUUGGGUCACUUGGAACAAGCCAAAAGCCUUCCCCCCGCCAGCCAGCAUGAAGCAGCACCCGAGAAAGAACCAGAUGUGCCCCGGGGGGAGCCUCCUGCCGUUCCCAAGAGUGUCAGUGCCACCAAAGAGCAGAAGAAAAAGCCUCGAAGGGGGAGAAAACCCAAAGCUUCAAAACCUGAGCAGCCACUAGACAUCAUAGAGGGCAAGGAGCCAGCAGAGCCAGUGGCAGAGAUCAUUACGGAGGUCCCGCCAGACGAGCCUGUGGCUGCAGCGCCGGACGAGCGCAUCAUGGAGCUGGUUCUGGGGAAGCUGGCCACCACCACCGGCGACACGGGUUCCCUGCCCAAGUUCCCGCAUCAUCAGAGCACCACCAUCACCCUCAAAAGGAGCCUAAUUCUGUCAAGCCGGCACGGCAUCCGGAGGAAGCUGGUCAGGCAGCUGGGGGAGCACAGGCGGGUCUAUCAGUGCAACAUCUGCAGCAAGAUCUUCCAGAACAGCAGCAACCUGAGCAGGCACGUGCGCUCGCACGGCGACAAGCUGUUUAAAUGUGAGGAAUGUGCCAAGUUGUUCAGCCGCAAGGAAAGUCUGAAGCAGCACGUCUCCUACAAGCACAGCAGGAAUGAGGUGGACGGCGAGUACAGGUACCGGUGCGGCACUUGUGAGAAGACCUUCCGCAUCGAGAGCGCCCUGGAAUUCCACAACUGCAGGACAGAUGACAAGACGUUCCAAUGUGAGAUGUGUUUCAGAUUCUUCUCCACCAACAGUAACCUUUCCAAGCACAAGAAGAAGCACGGGGACAAGAAGUUUGCUUGUGAGGUCUGCAACAAAAUGUUCUACCGCAAGGACGUCAUGCUCGACCACCAGAGGAGGCAUCUGGAAGGAGUGCGGCGGGUGAAGAGGGAAGACCUGGACACCGGUGGCGAGAACCUGGUCCGCUAUAAGAAGGAGCCCUCGGGAUGCCCCGUGUGUGGCAAGGUGUUCUCCUGCAGAAGCAACAUGAACAAACACCUGCUGACCCACGGCGACAAGAAGUACACCUGUGAGAUCUGCGGCCGCAAGUUCUUCCGCGUGGACGUGCUCAGGGACCACAUCCACGUCCACUUCAAGGACAUCGCACUGAUGGACGACCACCAGAGGGAGGAGUUUAUCGGCAAGAUCGGCAUCUCCUCAGAAGAGAACGACGACAACUCAGACACGAGCGCGGACUCGGAGCCUCACAAGUACAGCUGCAAGCGGUGCCAGCUCACCUUCGGCCGGGGGAAGGAGUACCUGAAGCACAUCAUGGAGGUGCACAAGGAGAAAGGCUACGGCUGCAGCAUCUGCCACCGGCGCUUCGCCCUGAAGGCCACCUACCACGCGCACAUGGUCAUCCACCGCGAGAACCUGCCGGACCCCAACGUGCAGAAGUACAUCCACCCGUGCGAGAUCUGCGGCCGCAUCUUCAACAGCAUCGGGAACUUGGAGCGGCACAAACUCAUCCACACAGGUGUGAAGAGCCACGCCUGUGAGCAGUGUGGGAAGUCCUUCGCCCGGAAGGACAUGCUGAAGGAGCACAUGCGCGUGCACGACAACAUCCGGGAGUACCUGUGUGCUGAGUGUGGGAAAGUGCGGAAGCAGCCCAGCCAAGGGUUGUCUGCGGCACCAGAUGAGUCUAAGAACCGCUGUGUGUCUGCGUGCAUGUGCAACAUCCCCAGCUCUCACCGCCUGCUGACUGGAACCAGCUACGUGUUAAACAGCGGUUUAUUGUCCGCUGAGAUUAGCUUGCCCUCUCCUGCAGGAAUUAAAGAUUUCAUGUGUGAGCUGUGCGGGAAGACCUUCAGCGAGAGGAACACGAUGGAGACCCACAAGCUCAUCCACACAGUGGGCAAGCAGUGGACGUGCUCCGUGUGCGACAAGAAGUACGUCACGGAGUACAUGCUGCAGAAGCACGUGCAGCUUACCCACGACAAGGUGGAGGCUCAGAGCUGCCAGCUGUGCGGGACCAAGGUGUCCACCAGGGCCUCCAUGAGCAGACACAUGCGGCGCAAGCACCCGGAGGUCCUGGCCGUGAGGAUCGAUGACCUGGACCACCUCCCGGAGACCACCACCAUCGAUGCCUCCUCCAUUGGCAUCGUCCAGCCCGAACUGAGCCUGGAGCAGGAAGAUCUAGCCGAGGGGAAGCACGUGAAGGCCGCCCGCAGGGCCCACAAGAGGAAGCAGAAACCGGAGGCAGAGGCAGCGGGAGCCCCAGGGCCCGAGGAGGCCUCCUUCAGCGAGUACUCGGAGAAGGAGCCCGUGCUGUCCGGCGUGGGGGACGAAACCGACUCGGCGGUGCAGAGCAUCCAGCAGGUGGUAGUGACCCUGGGCGACCCAAACGUGACCACCCCGUCGAGCUCAGUGGGCCUGACCAACAUCACCGUGACCCCUAUCACCACCGCAGCUGGGACUCAGUUUACCAAUCUGCAGCCCGUGGCCGUUGGGCACCUAACCACCCCGGAGCGCCAGCUGCAGCUGGACAACUCAAUCCUCACCGUGACCUUUGACACUGUCAGUGGCUCUGCCAUGUUGCACAACCGCCAGAAUGACAUCCAGAUCCACCCACAGCCCGAAGCUUCGAACCCGCAGUCCGUGGCCCACUUCAUCAAUCUGACCACGCUGGUCAACUCUAUCACGCCCCUGGGGAGCCAGCUUGGUGACCAGCACCCGCUCACGUGGCGGGCGGUGCCGCAGACGGACGUCCUGCCGCCCCCCCAGCCACAGGCGCCCCCCCCGNGCUGUCCUCUUGUCGACUGUCGCUUCACCGAGCGUCGUGCCCUCGGGUCUCACCUCUCCCGAUUGCCUCCGCCUCGAGCCCCGGGGGGCGCCCACUGA
This is a messenger RNA of Ailuropoda melanoleuca (giant panda), 3754 nucleotides long. RefSeq names its product PR/SET domain 15 (gene PRDM15). Bases 146 to 3754 code for a protein of 1202 amino acids. Gene Ontology annotation, molecular function: protein binding; DNA-binding transcription factor activity, RNA polymerase II-specific; RNA polymerase II cis-regulatory region sequence-specific DNA binding. The record is from RefSeq and is a predicted model, not a curated record. NCBI's taxonomy places the organism in Eukaryota, Metazoa, Chordata, Mammalia, Carnivora, Ursidae. The transcript is spliced from 25 exons. Gene Ontology annotation, biological process: regulation of DNA-templated transcription.